GCGCAAGCUGGUCUCGUGAAAGCGGAAGUGCAGUGCGCUUGUGUUACAGGCAGCACGCGCAACUUCCGUCUGGUUCAAAAUAUUUUUGCACUCUUUUUUUUAUUUGGUAAAGUAGGGCUGAUCUUCUCUCCGUGGCUGCCGCGAUAGUGACCCAGUAUGGACAUCCAGAGUAUUGAACCAAUGACACUCGGAUCUCCAACCUCUCCCAAGCCUGGGGCUCAGUUUUUACCUGGGUUUCUGAUGGGAGACCUGCCUGCUCCUGUCACACCUCAGCCCAGGUCUUUUGGGUUGACAGGAGGUGGGUCAGAAACAAGGUCUCCUCUUGUGGCUGGUGGGUCUCCUCCACAGCCGGUGGUCCCAACGCAGAGGAAAACAACACUUUCCCCAGCUCAAGUAGAUCCAUUCUUCACACAAGGAGAUGCUCUGUCCUCAGAAGACCAGCUAGAUGACACCUGGGUCACAGUUUUUGGAUUCCCUCCAGCAUCUGCGUCGUACAUCCUUUUACAGUUUGCACAGUAUGGAAAUAUAUUAAAACAUGUGAUGUCUAAUUCAGGCAACUGGAUGCACAUUCAGUAUCAGUCUAAACUGCAGGCACGAAAAGCUCUCAGUAAAGAUGGAAAGAUAUUUGGAGAAGCCAUAAUGAUUGGCGUCAAACCUUGUAUCGAUAAGAGUGUAAUGGAGAGUUCAGACAAGAGCAGUACUUCCAGUUCUGUGUUCACACCCUCGGUGAAGGCUCCCAGUACCCCCAGUCACCCUCUAUCAACUCCCCGAUCUGUCAUGAGACCCCUCAGUGCUGCUUACAAAGCAUCCAGCUGUGACUACCAGGUAUAGUUGACCAGUAACCUUCCACACACCCACUGCUCUUAAAACCCACACAAAUAGUACUGAACAA
Messenger RNA from Sinocyclocheilus grahami, 892 nucleotides. RefSeq names its product nucleoporin NUP53-like. Gene Ontology annotation, cellular component: nuclear pore central transport channel; nuclear pore nuclear basket. Bases 157 to 831 code for a protein of 224 amino acids. Gene Ontology annotation, biological process: NLS-bearing protein import into nucleus; nuclear pore organization. NCBI's taxonomy places the organism in Eukaryota, Metazoa, Chordata, Actinopteri, Cypriniformes, Cyprinidae. The record is from RefSeq and is a predicted model, not a curated record. Gene Ontology annotation, molecular function: phospholipid binding; structural constituent of nuclear pore; nucleic acid binding. The transcript is spliced from 7 exons.